Symbiodinium natans is the source of this 2118-nucleotide messenger RNA. NCBI's taxonomy places the organism in Eukaryota, Dinophyceae, Suessiales, Symbiodiniaceae. The record is from the annotation of a GenBank genome assembly.
AUGCUUGCAGUUGCCAGAGAAUUUAAGCUGGAGGCCACGCAUCAGUUCUCUCACACUGGGCGGCGCAUCGCAUCAUGGAAGAGUCCAAAAGGGCGGCUUGGCCUGAUUGACUACAUCAUGUUCGAUGCGGGUUUUGCCUCAGCAGUGAGGACGGAUGACACCCCCGAUCUCCAGGAUCUGCACUCUGGGGUGGACCACUACCCUGUAGCGGCCACGCUCAGGGCCCGCAUUGACGGCGCAAGACGGGAACAUCGCCCCCGAAUUUGCAGCCGAGCCAUCAAGACACAAUACGGGCAAUCCGUUUUGCGCAGGGCCUUGCUCACCGCGCCCACGCCAGGGUGGGAAGUGGACGCCACCAGCCAUGUUGAGGCUGUCCACGCACACCUGCACACUUUUGUGACCAAACACCUUCCCCCCGCGCCUGUGCCACCGCGCCACCCUGCCCUUACCGCAGCCACGCUAGAGGAAGUCAGACGGCGCCGCCUGCAGCGCCAGCGGCUGCGCGCCCUGAGUAAUCAGGAGCGCAAGGCCUUCUUGCUCUGUGUCUUCCGCGCUUGGCGGAACCAACGACCGCCCCUGAGCCAGUUCCUCCGCAUCUCGGCUUGUGUGGCCGACAACGUUGUUGAACUGCAUCGGCUCAACAAACGGGUUACAGCCUGCUUCCAGUCCGACAAAGCCCAAUUCUUGCGGGAGCAAACCACCCAAGCGCGGGCAUCCGGGCCAGCCGCCUUUGCACACAUGGUCAGGGCAGUCACGCGGCAGGGGAGACGCUUCAAAACACCGCAUGUCGUGCCCCUGCUCCACACCGCAGAUGGCCCAGCUGUCGGAGCCACACAGGUCAUGCAACAGCUUGGCAGACAUUUCGCGAAGCCGGAAAGAGCCCGGCCUGUCCCCGAAGGUGCCCUGCGCAAAACUGCACAGACCGUCGAGCCUCUCACGGCGGUGGUCGACGCACAGGAGUGCCCCACUUUUGCAGACUUGGUGCGUGGCUUCAAAUCUUUGCAGGGCGGACGAGCCAGUGGGCGUUCUGGCUUGCCAGCAGAGAUCUACCAGGCCGACCCGUUUCGCGCGAGGGCACUUUUCCUGCCGAUCGCAAUGAAAAUUGCGGCACGGGGCAUGAAUCCGCUUCAGUGGUGUGGGGGAAACGUCCACUCCAUACCCAAACCCAACAAAGACGCCACCACCUUGGGGGGUUGGAGGUCCAUCCUCCUCCUCGAGUCUGACGCAAAGGCGUACCAAAAAGCCUCAUUGCAAGCUCAUCGAACGGCUCGAGCAUGUGCGGACUGUCGGCCAAGACACCUUUUGUGGUUACGGACCAAAGGCCAUAGUGGCGGGGUCUUGUUCCUAGACUGCAAGGAUGCUUACUACUCUGUGGUGCGGGACCUCCUUGUCAGGGACCCUAAGUGCCAGUGGGACCCCGCACGGCUCCAGGAGCGAGCUCAGCUUCUGUUCGUGCACCGGCAAGACCAGCUGACGUUCAUAGAAGAAAUGACGGCGGGCAACUGGUCAAGGGCACUUGCGCUGCCACUCGAGCUGCAGCGUCUCCUUGCGGCGCACCUCCGUCACACUUGGUUCGCCGAUGGCAAUCCGGGAACCACGCUGUAUGAGACAGCAUCUGGCUCUGCUCCGGGGGCGCCAGUGGCUGACACCAUCUUUGCCUUCCUCUUUAGCCGCUUUCUCCGCGACCUCCAGGAAGAGAUGCGCGUCUUGGGUCUUUCGCCUCACCUUGUGCAGAACAUCCCGCCGGACAGCUGCGCCGAAGCGCCCACUUGGGCAGAUGACGUCGCCAUACUGUUCUGUGCUCCGGACGCGAAACAAGCCAGCCAAGCCCUCUCGUGCAUUGGCAAGAUGGCAAUCUUCGGGCUGUCCUCACUGGGACUGGAGGCAAACUUGGGACCAGGGAAGACUGAGGCCAUCAUCUCCCUACGCGGCGCCGGUUCCAAAUCUGCCAAGCAGGACAUGCUCUGUCAAGCCGUGCCGACGGUGCAUGUCUGCGCGCGGGGCUACGCGAGUGGGUCGUAUUGGGCUCAAACUAUUUUUCCACUGCUGGCAAAGAACCUUGAAAGGUCGUCGGCCAUACAAGUUUCCUACCAGUUCGAGAACCACUUGCUUGCAUAA